UUUAUAUACACAACCAACAGAUUUGGACUCAGCAGGUUUUAUUCAUAUGUUUGUGCAUACAUAUUCUCACAUGCUUAAUAAGGAAGAAAUUGGAAGGGAAAAAUUUGGGAAGGGAUGGAGAGAGGAAAAGAAGGGGGGGAAAUGAUUAAAUACAUAUUAAUUUGUGAGAACAAAAUGAGCCAUCUUAGAAAUAAGACGAAAAUGCUUUCACCAAAAACUAAGGCCUAAGAUUUCUCCUUCAAGGAAUAGGCCAAUAGUUACUGAAACAAGUCAGACCAGAUUCCAAAAACCAGGAAGUGUAAAAGUAUGGAGUCCCAAGGUGGUCACGAGAUAAUGAAUACUGGACUAUAGACUGGUCUAACCCUGGUUUCCAGGGUAACUGACCAUAAAAAUGUCCCCACCUGAGGGCAGCCAGUGAGCAAUGGUGGCAAGCAACCACCCCCUUAGAAGUAAGAUUAAGCCAUGAUUUUUUUGAAAGCCCCUAGAAGCGAGCCAAUCAGAAUUGUACCCGUACUAGCACCCCUGAAUGAUGUAACCUUGUGAUUUUUCCCUUUAAAAACUGGGUUUGUAGAUAGGUGGGCACUUCCUCCAGCCUCCACUGCAUUGGACCUAUUGGAUGAAGUCCCUGCCUAGGCUUGUAUUGGAUAUCCAGAAUUAAACCUUGCUUUUGCAUUCCAUCAUGCUCAUCUUUGGUGGUCUCUCUGGGGGUCAUGAUCUGGGUACAACAAAUUAAAAUGUAUGAAAAUAGAUUUAAAAUAAAGAAGUGGCCUAGGGAGAUACCUUAACAAUUAAAAGCAGCACCAGUUGUUGUUAUAUACGACACAGGUUCCAUUUUAACUAGCCAUCUCCUGUAACUCUCUUCUGGCCUUUGCAAGUACUCUGUACAAAUGCCUGGAGGCAAACAUCUGUACAUAUAAAAUAAAAUAAAGCUUAAAAAAUGGAAUCCUAUGCAAUGAUGUCACAGCCCUGAGACAGACAGCAGCCAGGGCAAGUUAAAAUGAUCUCUGUUGUGCCCAGGUCACAAGAUCCCUAAGCUAGACCACCACAGAGCCAUUAUCUGAUGCAAGCACACAAGCUUUGAAGAACAAAAUAAGCAAGCUCGGUCACGUUCAUCAUUCGACACAGCAGGUGGAGGAAAAUGGCCCUGAGCACUCACUUUAAGCAGUUUAUAUAGGAAACGUUUACAUGCAGCUUGGGAUGGGACGAGGGCGCUAGGUGUGAGGUAGUUUUUUAAGUUACCAGUUGAACUAUAACCUUGAGAUUACUGAUGACUAGCAGGAUUCACGGUAUUACAGAGACAUAAAUUUUUACUCCCUAUGUCCUGCUUUUGUUGAACCCAGGAUAUGUACAUUCAGAUUUAUUGUUCCUGUCCUACUCUCCCGAGUUCAACUUCUGUUUAAUUGAGCCCAUUACUCCCUAUAUGUUGUUUUGCCAAGUCUAGGAUACAUAGAUUUAUUGUCCCAGCCUUAAAAGUUCAACUUCUGGUAACUUCUAAACCUGUUGGUCAGCAAAAACUUUUGGAGGAGGGGAGGGGGAAGCAUCUCUCAAGAUGGCUACUGAUUUUCCCUUUUUCUCCCAAUCCUGCAUGCUUGUAAGACAUUCUAUGAAAUCAACUUUCUACAUACAUGGAGAGAUUCAUUCUAUCAGUCCUGAUCAUGUAGAGAAGCUUAAUUAAUAGAGUUUAUGUUUUUUUUCUUCACCUGUCUAUGGAGAAAGAUGUGCUGGCUAACAAUGGUGCUCAUAAAUGCAUUCUUCCUGGCUCCAUUACUCUCUAAGUAUUCUUCUUUCCAUGAAGACUACUCUUUAUUAUUAUUUAUUUUGCCAAAACUUUGCUCUGAAUUUCAGGAAUAAAACUUAAGGAGGAUGGAGCCUUCCUUCAGCUUUCUGAUGGGAGAAAGACCUUUUAUCUUGUUUGUGAUCUAGUUUCUGCUUUCCUUGAUGCUUGUCUGGAGUCUCUGUGACAACCAGAACCCUGUUACUGAAGAAGAUCUUACUGUUUCAUAUCACUGGGUUAUUUAAGAAAUAAUUUUGGAAAUGUCUUUGCUGUGCCAGAGGAGGGCACCAGAUCUCCUUACAAAUGGUUGUGAGCCACCAUGUAGUUGCCAGAAAUUGAACUCAGGACCUCUGGAAGAGCAGUCGGACUCUGAAACAAUGAACCAUCUCCCAGCCCAGGUUCCAGGUUGUUUACAUUGCACUAUUUUCAUAACCCCUGCUAAAAGCUCCCCUAUUCCAGUUAUCUCUCCCUACCUUCUCCUCAUUUGUCUCUUCCUUACUCACCUGAUCCUUCCUGUUCCCAUCCCAACUUGCCAUCAGUGCACCCAAAAAAUCUAUUUUAUUCCCUCUUCCAAGGGAGAGCCACAAAUCUCUCCUAGGGCCAUUGUUUAUUAUUUAGCCUCUCUGCAUCUAUGGAUUGUAGUGUGAUUACUGUGAUUACUGUGAUUGUACUUUACUGAACUACUUAUAUCUACUUAUAAGUGUGUACAUACCAUGUUUGUCAUACCAUGUUUGACUCACUCAGGAUAAUACAGAACUAAAGAAUCUUGACAACAUCAAACCAAGUAAUUCCUUUAUAACGGGACAUACCUCUAAACAGAAUUCUCAGUAGAUGAAUCUAAAGUUGCUGAAAAAGACUUGAAGAAAUGUUCAACAUUCUUAGCCAUCAGGGAAAUGCAUAUUAAAACUCCUUUGAGAUUUCAUUUUAUAUCUGCCAGAAUGAGAUCAAUAAUACAAAUGAUAGCUAAUGCUGGCAAGGACAUGGAGCCAGGGGAGUCAUUGCUUUGACAAGUGCAAACUUGUACAGCCACUGUGAAAAAUAAAUAUGCAAUCCUCUGAAAAUGGGUAGUCAAUCUACAUGAAGACCCAGCUUGGGCAUAUAUCCAAAUGAUGGUCCUCCACCCUACCACAAAGACAAUUGCUCAACUAUAUUCAUUGUGGCUUUAUUUAUAAUAGCCAGAAACUGUUAUGUCUGUGAGAGAUUUUGCUGAUUGAUGAUUGAAAUGAGAAGGCUCCUGCACCUAAGGUAGCAGAAAUGGCUAUUCCACCUAGGAUGACUGUAGAAAGAACAUACCCCAGUUACGGGGGAGGAAUAAUCAUUCUUGAUUCAGACAUGGUAUAACACUCAUUUAUUCACACAGUAAGAUUACAAGUAAUAUUUAUCCUGUCUUCCAAAUGGAAAUGGAGUACCACUCCAGGUGUACAGGUCCGGACUCACCACAUCUGUUCCUAUGGAUCUUGGGUCAGUCAUCCUCCGGUCAGCCAUGUCUGUAUUGGGGACAGGAUCUCACGUCUCAUGCAAGGGUCUGACAAGAUCUGUUGAUCAGGUCUGAGGCUUCAUUUUAUAUCCCUUUCUGGCAAGGUUUCUAGUCUUAUCCCAACUUCCACACAUAGAUUAUAGCUCAUCCUUACUCCAUCUGUGGUUUACUUAAGUCAUUCUAUUGCUUAUCACUCCUGUUCACCCUAGGUCUUAUAUGUUCCUUACAGUGACAAUAACCCUAAGAAAGUGGGCCUGGGCUAGAAAAGGGAGCCAACUGUGCAUGAGACAGUUACUGCCAAGAGAGAACCCCAGAAAGCAAUCUUUGCCUGUGGGUUUUUCCUUCAAUUGUUAGCAUGGAUUUUUAUCCUCAUCUCCCAAGGUGAUGGAGUGUGAUCUGACACAAUCAGCCAAAUAAACCCAUUCAUUGCCUGAUAUGUCUUUGGUUAGAGGCUUUAAUCACAGCAAGAUAAAAGAAAGUUAAAACAAAAAAAUGUAACACCAACAGUGAUUUUAUUGCCAGGUAGAACCUGAGAAUGUUGUCUUUUGGAAGAAUGUGGAAGAUAUCAGGACCUUAGUUGGCAAAAACCAUAGAAAGUUACACACAGAACAUUAUUGGUCCAUUGUGUAUGAGUAGGAAGAUGGGAAUGUUAAGAGUAAUGGCAGAAAGUGGAGAUUGAGACUAUAGAAUUUCAGUCAAAAUGACUCAGUAAAAAUUAAGCUAACAGUCAUUUGUGUCAUAUUUUGGCUCCAAAUGACUUCUUAUUCUGUCAAUGCCCAGGAUAUUUAUUAAUGCAGAAUUAAAAAAUAAUGUGCUAGUUUCUUAAAUGGAAUAUUGAUUCUGUUGGAGUGUUUUUAUAGACUCAUUCAGGUGAACAAUGGAAGAAAACAAGAGAGGCAGAAACAAUUGAAAAUGAGAAGGUAGUUUCAGAGGGCUGUGAAGUGCUGAAAAAGGCAAGGGUUUUCAAAGACUUGAUCACUGUUAUUCAGAAAAUGGAAGCAUGAAGGGUAAUGGAAGGUCUCCUAAGGUUAAUGCUCUAUUUACGUAGUGCUUGAAAUUAUGAAAUGAGAAAGCACAGUGAUUUCUAGUCCCAGGAAGCAACUUCAUACAAAAUCUGUUUCACCUGUGGUCCAAGCAUGUUUUUGUCCAUCCCAAUCAAGAAGUCAAACUUUGCAGGAUCCACCAUCAUCUGCUGGUCCUGGAAACAAGAGAGAAUCAAAAUUUAAGGUCAUCGAUUCUUAGCCUCUGGUUACAGUUCAGCAUUUUUGCAGGCAUCUAUGAUUGGCAGAGACAGAAAUCAAGUGAGGAGAUUGGGAGGGUUCACUGCAUGAAGUAGUGAGGAUGAGGCUUGGUGCUUUUUUAUUCUUUUUUAACUCUUUACUCUUUUGGUGUCUGGCUACCCAGUUCUAAAAUUAAUUGCACACAUAGAGGCUUAGUCUUUCUUAUAAUUGCAUGGCCUUAACUUGGCUUGUUUCUAGCCAGCUUUUCUCACCUUAAAUUAUCACAUCCACCUUUUGGCUUUUAAUCUCCUCUAUUCUGUAUACCUUUCUUUUCUUGUUACUCCAUUGCUUGCUGUGUAGGUGAGGGGAUGGCCCCUGGUGUCUUCUCUCUCUUUUUUUUUCUUUCUUGCUGCUUCUUCCUUUUUUCUAUGCAGAUUUUUUUCUCCCAUUUAUUAUCUCUGACUGCCAGCCUUGCCUAUCCUUUCCUGCUGAGCUAUUGUCCAUUCAGCUUUUUAUUAGAUCAAUCAAGUAUUUUAGACAGGUAAUGUAUCACAGCUUCACAGAGUUAAAUGCAACAUAAAAGAUUGCAACACAUCUUUGCAUCAUUAAAAAAUGUUCCACGGCAUACACAAAUAUAACACAUCUUAAAAUAAUAUUCCACACACCUGCAUUGCAUUUUGUGACCACAAGAUGUUGAGAUACCUAACCUAUGAGACAUCUUCCAUUUAGACUUAGCUGCAUAUAGACAGUAGAAGUAACCAUAGAGAUAAAUGUUUGGGAAAUUGCAGGGAAAGGGCAAUCUAAGCCCUUUUGAACUGAAGCCCCUUGCAUCUGAGACAGAGAUACAGGAUUUGUUGUUUUUCUUCCUGUGCUUCAAUCUUUUCUUGGUUCAACCUUCCCUCACUGUGUCUCCAUUUCACUGUUUUGGAAUGUGAAUGGGACUGUGUGCCAUUGUAUGUUCAAAAUAUGUAACUCUACUAAUUUUACAAGAUAUCACUGUCAAGAGAUCAUCUUGAGGAUCAGAAGAGACUUUGGACAUUUGAACAGUGUAAGGGCUGUUACAGACUAUGAGGAUCAUUGAAGUAACUAAAUGCAUUUUCUUCAUGAAUGACCAUGAGCCUUAAUGACUUGGGUCAAAAUGUGAUUGAUUUAAAAACCUCCCAGUUAAGACACUAUAUUUGGAUACAUGUUUCUCCUUGGAUAUUUCUUUGUAUUGUUUUGAAACCUUUACUAGGAGGAGUCUUUCUGGAUAAAAUUCCUCACUAGGAGUGUAAUAUGCAUCUCAACAGUCUCAACACAUUUCCUGUUUGUUCUGUAUACUGUGUUGUGUUGAAAUUAAUCAGCCAACUUCCUUCCUGUUCUGUCAUGCCUUCACCAACAUUAUAGACUCUAUCUCAAAAUCACAUAAGAUAAAGUAGAAGCAAUUGUAAUUCAGUGAUAAGGCAGUUUGGUAGCCUGCUCUUUUAAUUUUUUGUUGUUGUUGUUUUUGAAGACAAGGUUUAUCUGUGUAGCCCUGGCUGUCCUGAAAGGAGCUCUGUACACCAGGCUAGCCUCAAACUCAGAGAUCCCGCUGAUUCUUGUCCCCACAUCCUGCAACAAAAGGAGGACCAACAUUCCUAGCUUUUUUGUUUUUAUAUUAUUGGGUGAUGGGCUUGAGAUGUAGGUUUAUACAUGUCAAAUAUAUGCUGUUUUACAGAUUUUCACCUGUAUCUUGUACUUUAAAAUUUGGCAGAGAGCAUCCUUCUGUUUCUCAGGAUGGCAUGUACUCAUGACACUAAUAUUGCCUGCACCUUUUGAGUCAUUGUAUAGUGGGUGUAUGAACUUCUUCCUGCCUGUUGUGUUUUGUUUUAAUUUUUAAGUGAAUAUGAAUAUUUUACCUGUAUGCAUAGAUAUACACCACAUGGGAAACUGGUCAUCACAGUAAUCAAAUGAUGAUCUUAGAAACCCUGAGGUUGGAAUAAUGAAUAGUUGUGAUCUCCCAUGUAAGCAAGAGCAAUUGAGCCCACCUCCAUUCAAAACAAAAAAGAGCUCUUUGCUGCUAUACCAUCUCUCCUGCCCUGUGUUGAUUAUGUUUGAUCAACAUUUAUAUUUCUAAAGUUUUCAUCUGUCCAUUUAUAACUGUUACAAUGUGCAGUGCCUUUUAUCAAAAUCUUAUUGAUGUUACAGCUUGAAUUGCACACUUCAUGUUCUUGAAGAUGAAAACAGAACUGUAAUGAAUCCAACACUCUUUUAAGGAACUUCAGUAAAAACCUCUGAGCUUCCUCUGUAGCUAGAGUUUUCCUGCCUUGCCCACAGUCAGGAAAAAUUCUUGUCACCCGCCAGUCCCACAGCUGCUCAGACCCAACCAAGUAAACACAAAGACUUAUAUUGCUUACAAACUGUAUGGACAUGACAGGCUUCUAGCUAUCUAGUUCUUACAUCUUAAAUUAAUCCAUUUCCAUAAAUCUAUACCUUGCCAUGUGGCUCAUGACUUACUGGCAUCUUCACAUGCUGCUUGUUUUGGCGAUGGGUGGCAGUGACUUCUUCCACCUUCCUGUUCUUUUUUUCUCUUCUCUGUUAGUCCCACCUAUACUUCCUGCCUAGCCACUGGCCAAUCAGUGUUUCAUUUAUUGACCAAUCAGAGCAAUUUGACAUACAGACCAUCCCACAGCAUUUCUCUAUCUUUUUUGUUGAUUUUUACAUGGAAGACACGGUCUUAAUUUAUAGUUCUGGAUUUUCUGGGCCUGAUGUUGUAGAGUAGACUUCUAUUCAACUCAGAGGCAGAUAUACCUGCCUCUGCUUUCUGAGUGCUUGGGUUAAAGGUAUGAACAUUACACCUAGUCUACCUAACCUACUUUUCUUUUCUGUAGUUCCUAAUUAUUCAUACAAUUUCACUCAUGUGUACUCUGUACUGUUGAUCUGUUUACUUGUCUCUCUAUGUUAAUAGGCAUUUCUCUUGCAAAGUAAUAUCUCAUUCAAGGGGUACAGAAUUGACAGAGGUAAACCUCCUAUUCAGUUUUCAUCUAAAGUGACUUGGUGAUUAUAUUGCAAUGUCUAUGUUAUGAAAUAUUGUGGGAGGAUCAGAAUUAUAUGACUAUACUGUCAAAGAAGUAUACAUUUACAAUACUUUCUGCUGUACACAUGUAUGGGAUGUUUUAGAAUGUAGUGACCUAUGAUGAUGUGCAUGUUGGCUUCACUUGGGAAGAGUGGACUUUGCUGGAUCCUUUCCAGAAGAAUCUCUACAAAGAUGUGAUGCUGGACACCUACUGGAAUCUCACUUCUAUAGGGUACAUUUGGAGAGACAAUACUACUGAUGAACAUUUUCAAAGUUCCAGAAGACAUGGAAGGUAUGAAAGAAACCAAACUGCAGAGAAACCUGUAUUUUUUCAAUGUGGUAAAGCCUUUGCAUAUGAGAGUCAUCUUCACAGGCAUGCAAGAACACAUAGUGGGGAGAAAAUCUUUGAAUGUAAUCAGUGUGGUAAAACCUAUAGUCAUCAGAAAAGUCUUCAGAUGCAUAAAAAAACUCAUACUGGAGAAAAACCCUAUGAAUGUAAUCAAUGUGGUAAAGCCUUUGUUGAUCAUAGUAUUCUUCGAAGGCAUGAAAGAUUACAUACUGGAGAGAAACCCUAUGAAUGCAAUCAAUGUGGUAAAGCCUUUGUUCAUAACAGUGCUCUUCAAGUACACAAAAGAAGACAUACUGGAGAGAAACCCUAUGAAUGUAAGCAAUGUGGCAAAGCCUUUGCACAUUGUGGUCAUCUUCACAGUCAUGAAAGAUCUCAUACUGGAGAGAAGCCCUAUGAAUGUAUUCAAUGUGGUAAAGCAUUUGUGCGUCAAAGUCAUCUUGAGAUGCAUAAAAGAACACAUACUGGAGAGAAACCCUAUGAAUGUAAUCAAUGUGGUAAAGCCUUUGUUGAUCAUAGUAUUCUUCGAAGGCAUGAAAGAAUACAUACUGGAGAGAAACCCUAUGAAUGCAAUCAAUGUGGUAAAGCCUUUGUUCAUAACAGUGUUCUUCAAGUACACAAAAGAAUACAUACUGGAGAGAAACCCUAUGAAUGUAAGCAAUGUGGCAAAGCCUUUGCACAAUAUGGUCAUCUUCAAAGGCACGAAAGAUCUCAUACUGGAGAGAAGCCCUAUGAAUGUAUUCAAUGUGGUAAAGCAUUUGUGCGUCAAAGUCAUCUUGAAAUUCAUAAAAGAACACAUACUGGAGAGAAACCCUAUGAAUGUAAACAAUGUGGCAAAGCCUUUGCACAAAAGAACCAUCUUCAAACGCAUGAAAGAACACAUACUGGCGAAAGAAUCUAAUUAAUAUGGUAAAGCAUUUGUAUCACAGUCAUCUUCAAAUUCAUGAAACAACACAUACUAGAGAGAAACCCUAUGAAUGUAUUCAUUAUAAUAAACCUUUUGCCUAUCACAGUCAUCUUCAAGUGUAUAUAAAAACAUACUAGAGAGAAACCUUAUGAAUGUAAUUAGUGCUAUAAAUCCUUUGUAUGUAUCAGUAAUCUUUGAAAUCAUGAGAAAAAGUCAUAUUGCAGAGAAACCCUAAAAAUAUAGUCUGUGUGACAGGAGUAAAACUUUUGUGUGCAUCUGAUCUCUUAAAGCCUUUGCUUAUCACGAUAGAUGUUGAGUACCUGAAAAUGAUACUGAGGGCUAUUUAUUAUAAUGUAUUAGUAAGAUCUUUAACCAAUACACUUACAGCCAAUUACACAACAUUAUUUUGUAGAAAAAAAAGUUGACAGUUUCAACAAACUGUUCAAGCACUAUGAUCUCCAUUUUUAUAUAGUUUGGCCCAGCUAUCUCAUGGGGGAAAAAUGAAUUUAUGAAGCACUAUGUGUAGAGUAAAAGGGCCAGCUAAAGAAACACACUUUGUCCCUGAAUCCAGAGCCUUUGAGAGAUACACUGUGGUCCUGAAACUAGAGGCAUAAUUUUAAGAGGGACCAAGUGAAGGAAUCGCUUUUUCCCUUAAAGCACAGCCAAUGAAACACACUCUAGCUUUGACAAACUGAGCACAAAACCAACCAAUCAAUGAGCACAAAAUGUAGCCUAACUCUGAGAUUGUUCAAGCACAGGGAUUGAAAUCCAACCAAUUCCCACCCCAGAAAUCUUCCUGGAAAAACUCAGCCCUAAGAAGCCCCAUAUAAGCCCUGUGCAUGUUCAGUUGGCUGCGGACCUUUUCCAUACUGGAAAAGGAAUCCAGACUCUCUCCUUGAUUUCUCCCUCCACAAUACAUGACUUGAAUUACUUUUGAGUGAAGACAUCCUUUUGCCCAAGUGGAUCAGAAUAUCUCUAGUGACUUGGAGCAAAGACGCAAUGGACACUUCUUCUGGGAAACUCCCUUAGGGGAGUGGAGCAGAGCAACAACUGACAUCUCUGGUGGGAAAACUCUCUUAGCAGAGUAGAGCAGAGCCCAUCUCUAAGAACUCUCAGAGAGAAGCAGAAUUUCUCCAUCUUGUGGGGAGAUCAUCUCUCAUGGGAACACAGCUCCAGGUAUAGCCUAACUUCCUGUCAGGAUACCUUUCUCCUCACCACUGUAAUUAUAUAGGAUACCUUCCAAUCACACCUGUAGGUAUAGUCUAACUUCCUACAGACAGGGUACAUUCUUUCAUUAAACAAUAACAUAAUCCUUUUAGAUUUUAUACUUGUCUUAAAUUGUAUGAAAUAACUAAUUCAGGUGUAAAACUUCAUGGAUUGGUAUUAGUUCCUUUUCUGUUGUGAUAUAAUGUCUAGGUCAACUUAUAAACGUGUUUAAUUUUGCCCUUAAUCCCAGAGAGAUACAUGAUUACCAUGAAAGUGGCAUGGAAACAACUGUCAGAUGUGGAAGCAGAAGGCUAAUAACUCACAUCCUUAACUGGAAGCAUGAAGCAGAGUGUGGCACCUGUAAAUGAUGUGUGGAUAUAAAUUCUCUAAGCUGGUAGUUCCAGUAACAUAUUUCCUGCAACAGGGCAUCAUUUCCUAAAUCUUUCCAAAUGAAACCACCAAUUACAAGGAUUCGUUUCUGGAACUCAUGCCUACAUACUUGCUUUUGGUUACAUGAAGCAAUUCAUGGUGAAGAAAAACUGUAAUAAGCCAUUAGACCAGCUAAACACUGGCUACAGGAAUGAAUGCUUUCAAGAGAAAAACUUUCAUGAAUGAAACAUUGUUUUACUAAAAUUUUGCUUUAAUUAUAAUUAUGUGAUGUCAGUGUUUGUCUUUUAGGGUGUGUGAAUGUGCAUGUUGUUCCUGAGAACAUUAAACACUUGGAUCUUCUUGUAGCAGGAAUUACAGGAGAUUGUCAAAAAUCAGACCUUGGUCAUGGGAAUGAACAUUUCUUAACUGCUCAGCUAUGCCUCUAGUGUUGUAAAUAUUUUAAAAAUUAUUUCAAUCAUUUUGAAGUCAGAAAAUGGGGACAAACUCAUACAAGACAAGAACCCGAUUUGUGUAAAUAAUUUGGUAAAGUCUUUUGACACCACAGUUGUCUUCAGCUUCAAAAAAAAUACAUUUCAUUUAUUUUUCAUUGUAGCCUUGGAGGAAGUAAAUUACUUACCAUGUUCACUCAAGACAUAUGGUUGAGACCCCUGCAUUGUGGUUUCUAUAUUGAAACAUUUGAGGUAGAUACUCAAGUGUGCUCUAUGUAUGGCAAAUCUAUUUAGUGAAGUUUAUUUUUUGAUCUUUAUAUCCCUUCUGUGGCUUUGUUCAUCUACUAUCAUGCUUUUACUUAGUGACAGGUAUUUUUUCUGCUGUAAUGUAUAGAAUGAGAUCCUAUUCAUCUCAGUGGUCUAUUGUUUAUUUAAAUAGCAGUCAGUGUGUGAUCAUAAUUUUUAAGUAAGGUUGUCUAUGAAAGGUGGUGGGUUGUUGUUGCUGGUUUUGUUUUUCAUAUUUUCACAUAUACCCUUGUGCUGUGGGAUGUUCUGUAUGACAAAUGUGUUGCUGAUUGGUCAAUAAAUAAAACACUGAUUGGCCAUUGGCUAGGCAGGAAGUAUAGGCAGAACAAGGAGGAGAAUAAAGCUGGGAAGUGGAAGACUGAGUCAGGGAGACACUGCCAGCUACCACCAUGAGAAGCUGCAUGUGAAGAUCCCGGUAAGCCACGAGCCAUGUGGCAAGGUAUAGAUUUAUGGAAAUGGAUUAAUUUAAGCUAUAAGAACAGUUAGCAAGAAGCCUGCCACGGCCAUACAGUUUGUAGCCAAUAUAAGUCUCUGUUUACUUGGUGGGGUCUGAGCAGCUGUGGGACUGACAGGUGACAAAGAUUUGUCCUGACUGUGGACAAGGCAGGAAAACUCUAGCUACAAAUGGUGUCCAACGUGGGGGCAAGAGUUUCCACCUAAAACCUGAGAAAAGAUUCUAAAACGGAGCUAUAAACAGUUCCUAAUUGUCUGUCUCAAAUGAGCGGCAGCUGCUGGUUUGAGCUAUUGAUGGGUUCCUAGCGUGCACGCUCGUCCUGCCGUAUGGCGGGAAUGAGGCCUCUGCAAGUGGCACGUUAAGCUGUGUGGUGGAUUUAGCCUUUGCUAGUACAAAACAAAAAAAAAGACGUUUUUGGUCUAUACACUGCUUGGAUAAAAGCAUAGAGACCCACAGUAGCUCCCAGAGCUGGAGGAAAAUGAACCACCGCCAUGUUGGGAAGCUUAAUGGGCAGAUCCAGCAGCCACAGCUGCUGCAGUUUAAAGUAACAGAUUCACAAUAAGACAGAUUCAGAUGUAAUAGUUUACAAUGUUUGUAAAAGAUACGUAGGCUUGAAAUAGACAAAAAAGGUGAUAUAUACAGUUAAAUAAACAAAUACAUAGUGAUAUAUACAGUUAAAUAAAUAAAUACAUAGUUUUAAAAAAAUAAAGUCUUUAAAGACACAGUAAAAUUAAUAUAAAAAAUAAGCCACAUAAAGAUGGGUAUUACACAGAGAAUCUGGAUUGUGUUGUCUUUGGGAUUUUUAACUGCAGAAAAACAUUUGAUUGUAAAAGCUGUUGAGUUAUGUCAAAAUGUAUAUUUUAAAAGUACCUUGACUUUAAAAUUUGGAUAUAAGGAUAUGUUGCUUUGGAAAGGAGACUCUGCUUUUUUUCCCACAGAAAGCCAAAGGCUAUGGAUUUGUUCCAGAUUAAGAUACAUCAGGUUUGACCAGCCAAGACCCCCUAAAAGGUCUCCAAUGACACCAUGGCCCAGAUGAUCCAACAUCCAGAAUGGUUUGAAGGCAACUGGCUCAGACAAUACAG
Messenger RNA from Peromyscus californicus insignis, 12624 nucleotides. Its product is annotated as zinc finger protein 431-like. The transcript has 5 exons. The record is from RefSeq and is a predicted model, not a curated record. The coding region runs from base 7703 to 8752 and encodes 349 amino acids. Lineage: Eukaryota; Metazoa; Chordata; Mammalia; Rodentia; Cricetidae.